Molecule: messenger RNA, 782 nt
Organism: Lotus japonicus
Lineage: Eukaryota; Viridiplantae; Streptophyta; Magnoliopsida; Fabales; Fabaceae
Product: RING-H2 finger protein ATL70-like
Exons: 1
Coding region: 65-556 (163 amino acids)
Source: RefSeq, a predicted model, not a curated record
UAAGCAUUAGUUUGUCCCGUUAACAAGCUUUAUAAAUAUCCUCUAAAAUUUUCAUAGAAUUAAGAUGGAUAACAAUAGCAACUCAGAACCAACCCACCAAGGUGGAGGCCUUGGUAUCAAUGGGUUCACAUAUAUCAUUGUUUUUGUGAUUGGCCUCAUCUUCUUACUCCUCAGCGUCGGUUUUGCUUGUGUGCGCCUUCGCAUGUCUCAAUCUCUCAACAUAUUCAACAUUCUGGCUGGUUUUCCACCACCGCGUACUGCAGGAGAAGAAGAAUCACAAGACAUGGAACAAGGCCUUCGUGAUGAUCAUAACAUGGACAAUAGUUUUGAGAGCUACCCGAAACUGCUUUACUCCGAAGUUGAGAAAAGAAGUGAUUCUAGUGUUUCUUCUUGCUGCUCAAUCUGCUUAGGGGAUUACAAGGAAGCUGACACACUGAGGAUGCUUCCUGAUUGUGGCCAUGUCUACCACCUUGCAUGUGUUGAUCCAUGGCUCAAGUUUCAUUCCACUUGUCCCAUAUGUCGAAAAUCUUCUGUUCAAAGCUCCAUAAAAGUCUAGCUAGUUAGUGCCUAUAAUAUUGGGGAACCAUGUGAAACGUUUUGUGUAUAGCAUGCAUGUUUGGAUUCACUCUGAGUUAACUCUUUGAGAAUCACUUCUUUCACACAAGAGUUAUUUUGUUAGGUUAUUAUAAAAUCUCUUAGAAGUUUGGACCCUCCUUGGGAAAAUUGAUCUAGACAAAAUUGCUUCUACAAAAAUUCCUUUGAAUAAAAAUUGGUUAAAAUAA